Aphidius gifuensis is the source of this 1084-nucleotide messenger RNA. Its product is annotated as 3-hydroxyacyl-CoA dehydrogenase type-2-like. The transcript is spliced from 4 exons. Gene Ontology annotation, biological process: androgen metabolic process; estrogen metabolic process; fatty acid metabolic process. NCBI's taxonomy places the organism in Eukaryota, Metazoa, Arthropoda, Insecta, Hymenoptera, Braconidae. Gene Ontology annotation, molecular function: estradiol 17-beta-dehydrogenase [NAD(P)+] activity. Bases 116 to 880 code for a protein of 254 amino acids. The record is from RefSeq and is a predicted model, not a curated record. Gene Ontology annotation, cellular component: mitochondrion.
UUGAUAAAAAUAAUCAGCAUGAUAUAUAUUAGUGAAAGCUAUCCGAAUUAUAUUCAAACAAGAAGCAACUCUUGAGGAGAUUGUAACAUUUACGAUCACAACAAUUGAAGCCAACAUGAAGGAUGUCAUUGCAUUGGUAACGGGUGGAGCAUCUGGAAUGGGUGAAGCGACAGUAAAAAUGAUUGUGUCAAAUGGAGGAAAAGCUGUGAUAGCUGAUAUAAAUCCCCAAGGUCAUGCUCUCGCCAAUGAAUUAGGAAAAAAUGUUUUAUUUCACCAAACAGAUGUAACUUCAGAAGACUCAGUUGACGAAGCAAUAAAAUUUACAAAAGAUAAUUUUGGAAAAUUGAAUGUUGUUGUUAAUUGUGCUGGAAUAUUUGGUCUGGGAAAAAUUUAUGAUUUCGAUAAUAACACGCCACAAUCAUUGGAUAAUUGUAAAAAAUUUUUUGAGGUAAAUACAUUUGGAACUAUCAAUGUGAUGGCUAGAUCAAUUGGAUUGAUGAAAGAUAAUCAACCUGAUGAAGGUGGUCAAAGAGGAGUUAUUAUUAAUAUUGGCAGUGUUGCUGGAUUCAGUGCUGGUCCAGGAUUAUUUGCUUAUGGAGCUUCAAAAGCAGCUGUUCACAGUUUGACAGAAAGUACAGCAAGGCAUGUCGCUUGUCUUGGUAUUCGUGUUGUUGGCAUUGCACCGGGUCUAACAGAUACACCAAUGAUGAAUAUUUUACCAUCACAAAUUCGGGAUGUUGUCACCGACAAUAUGUUGUUUCCACGUAGAUUAGGACAACCAGAUGAUAUCACUCAUUGCAUUAAAUUUAUUAUUGAAAAUAAAUUUAUCAAUGCCGAAAUUAUUCGUCUGGAUGGUGGUUUCCGAUCCAGUAAUAAAUAAUAAAAUAAACUAUUUAAAAUUUAUUCGAAAAAUAUAUUAACUUUUGUUUGAAAAUAUAUUUUCAUUUUUUUUUUUCAAAUAAACUGAUGUGAUUUCAACUGGGCAGUUAAAUGUAUAUUUAAGUAUCUACUUAUUGUACUGUUUAAAUUAUUUUUCCUUUCUUUUACAGUGUAAUUAAACUGACAUUUUAUAUUUUUAAGACAC